AUGAAGCAGUCGAGUAAACGCCAUAGAAAAGACGGGGCUCUACAGCAUACGGUGCUCUGGAUCGGAAUAUUGUCCGCGUUCUGUACCACAGGAUCCGCCUUUACUUCUAGUGCACUGGGUAGAACCAAACCAUCAUCCUUGCACUUGGUGCCGGGAAGUGCUGCAGUUCUGAAUUUGGGGAGACGUCCGGGAAAACGGUCCAAUUAUCUACGGCUGUCUUUACCUGCUGACAGAAGGACCAGUGUUGGUUCCAGCAAGAAUAAGGACAAUACAGAUAGCACAAACAAUGAUGCUACACAGUCAAUCGAAGGAACGAAAGAAGAUGUAAAGGAAAAGAUUCAAUUUUCACCUUCUUAUCUGGAACAGAUCGACCGAAUGAGAGGGUAUCGACGAAAGCGUCAAUGGAAGAGAGUACUGGAAGAGUAUUCCAAUGGAAAUUCCACGGAGACUACCGCACAAAAACACGCCAAGAAUCUUUUCGAUACAAUCGUCUCGCAGGAAAUGCGGGACGACAUACGAAGGCGCAAAAAGGUAUACUGGUCCGACUGGGAAGACGGAUUUAAGAACAAGCGGAAAGUCAUUCCUGCAAUUCUGUUCUUGUACUUUGCCUGUCUUUCUCCGGCGGUCAGUUUCGGUACCAUUGCUUCGGAGAUAACGCAAGGAUCGAUUGGCAUUGUUGAGUUCUUACUGAGUUCCGGUCUGAGUGGAAUGGCUUACGCGAUGAUGUGUGGACAACCCAUGGCAUUCAUCGCUCCUACGGGACUGACGCUCGCUUUUAUUUCUGGACUCUACCGUUUCUGUAUGGUCAAGGCGUUGCCUUUCUUUCCUAUCUAUGCCUGGGUCGGACUAUGGACAAGUUUUUUCUUCGUAUUACUUGGGCUUGGUGGUUCCAGCCAAUUGAUUCGCUUCUGCACUCGCUUUACGGAUGAAGUCUUUAAUGCUUUGCUCAGUGUCAAUUUUAUAUACGAAGCUGUUGCUUCCUUGAAGCGUAAUUUUGACCUGGCCGACCCCAUGAACUUAACCAUGCCCUUUGUUUCCUUGGCCAUGGCACUUUCAACUUUUUGGUGCACCGCCAAAGUUGCCGCUUUUGAAAGCAGCAAGUAUCUGAACCAAAAAAUUCGGUCGAUUGUCAAAGAUUUCGGACCCGUAACAAUCUUUAUCCUCAUGUCAAUUUUCAAUCAGCGGGCUUGGAUGAAAAAAUUUAAGGUUCCCACACUUACUGUGCCGAGCAGCUUUCAGUUGUCUGGUGGUCGUAAUUUUCUGAUCAAUCUGAACGCUAUUCCUCUCAAUAUCAAAUUGGCGUGCGUACUACCUGCGAUUCUGCUGACGAGCCUUUUUUUCAUGGACCAGAACAUUAGUGUCCGCGUCGUUAACAACCCCGACAACAAGCUCAAAAAGGGAGCUGCGUACAAUCUCGAUAUGGUAGCACUAGGACUGAUUACUAGCUGCUUAUCGCUCGUCGGCCUGCCAUGGAUGUGUGGGGCGACCGUUCAGUCUUUGAAUCAUGUACGCGCAUUGACCGAGACACGGUUCAACGAGCGCACUGGUGAACCCGAGAUUAUCGGCGUAACAGAAACGCGAGUAACAGGAUUUGCCGUCCAUGCACUAAUAUGUUCAACACUUGCCAUCUUGCCGCUACUACGAUUUGUCCCGAUCCCCGUUGUCGCCGGAGUAUUCCUAUUUCUUGGAAGGAAACUCAUGUCAGGCAACUCGUUCUUGCAACGAAUACGCGACUGUUUUGUGGAAAAGAGUCGACUCCCGGCCGACCACCCAAUACGCUACAUUGGAAGAAAGAAGACAAACAUAUUUACGGUCACACAAAUUGGAUGCUUGGGAGGACUCUGGUUCUUUAAACAGAACAGUACAACAGCUAUUUUCUUCCCAAGCGUGAUCGGACUUUUGAUGCUGAUCCGGGCCUUCGUCCUCCCCAAGGUUUUUACGGAAGACGAACUUAUCGAUCUUGGUGAUCCUUCUCCCAACUGA
Messenger RNA from Phaeodactylum tricornutum CCAP 1055/1, 1983 nucleotides. RefSeq lists its product with no specific name. The record is from RefSeq and is a predicted model, not a curated record. Gene Ontology annotation, cellular component: plasma membrane. Bases 1 to 1983 code for a protein of 660 amino acids. NCBI's taxonomy places the organism in Eukaryota, Bacillariophyta, Bacillariophyceae, Surirellales, Neidiaceae. The transcript has a single exon. Gene Ontology annotation, molecular function: solute:inorganic anion antiporter activity. Gene Ontology annotation, biological process: monoatomic anion transport; transmembrane transport; monoatomic ion homeostasis.